Drosophila persimilis is the source of this 942-nucleotide messenger RNA. RefSeq lists its product as uncharacterized. Bases 126 to 773 code for a protein of 215 amino acids. Lineage: Eukaryota; Metazoa; Arthropoda; Insecta; Diptera; Drosophilidae. The record is from RefSeq and is a predicted model, not a curated record. The transcript is spliced from 2 exons.
UGCAUUUAUUCGGCAACCUUCCAAGCGAUCGCACGCGAAAAAUAUCCAUAGAGAGCAGUGAAGGAGAAACAGAGUGUGGAAAACGACAACAACAAGAAGAAAGAAUACUUUUUUCAUCCAAAUAAAUGUUAAACAUGACGGAUAUCAAGAGCUGCCUGAAGAUCUGCUUCCAGGGCGAGACGAGUUUCAUAAUCUGCGAAGCCGAAAACAGCUAUGAGGAGGUCAUAGUCCAAGCCAUGGCCCGCUUUGGCAUUCCGGAGACACAAAAAGAAGCCUUGCUUCUGACUAAUGGCAACGGUUAUAUCUUUGAGCCGCAGCUCUUGGAAUACUUCAUACUGCUCUUCCCCUGCCCGGAGAUUACUUUCCAUCUGCGUCUAAGCUGGCAGAAGCUGCGGCGUGGCCACAGCCUGAACCAGUCCAUCAAGCGGAAGCGUCACACAGAUCAGGAGACGACGCCAACGGAGCAGACGCUGGAGCAGGAACAGGGAAAGAAGGAGCACCAGGAGGAGGAAUACAAGCCAGUGGCUGUAUAUCGCCAGAACUGUUUCCUGGGCUCAUUGCCCAGCUCUGAGGCGGCUCCUGUGCGUCGUCAGAACUGUUUCCUAAGAGAACGACAGCCACAGCAGCAACUGCAGAGGGAGGCGGAGAUCCAUGCCAGCCGGGAGGAGCCCCAACAGCCGCAGGCGAAGCGCUUGCGUCUGGAUGUCUGUGCCAAGCCCAGACGAGCUGCCUCCAUUGCUCCGCUGCCUGCCAUGCGCUCCAUUCGCAUAUAGCUUAGACGCUACUAAAAAUGAACUGUACAUAGCCCUAGUACGUAUAACACUCGUACAUACGAUAUAAACAUGUACUAAAUACUCAUCGCAUCUGUAAGCAUAAAGGUUGAACCGCUGUUCCUACUAAGAUUGUUAUUUCGAAACCAAAAGAAAUCCAAAUAAAUGUAUA